GAUAGCCCGCCUCGGGGCGGGGGAUCGGGGGCGGCGCUUUGGUGCUCCGGCGGAGUAGGCACGACUAGCGGCAGCAGCAGUAGAGGAGGAGGAGGUUCACUGUCUCAAUGGAAGUGGUACCAGCCUGGGCCCCAGCAGUAGGUUUCAUGCUCCUGCCACAUGCAGGAGGAUUUUUAGGAAGCAGUAUAACCAAAAGAGAAAUCCCAACAUGGUACGAAACUCUGCAGAAGCCAUCCUGGUGUCCACCUAACUGGGUGUUUGCUCCUGUUUGGGGAACUCUCUAUACAUCUAUGGGAUACGGCUCCUACCUGGUGUGGAAGGAACUGGGGGGCUUCAGUGAAAAGUCAGUGGUUCCUCUGGGUCUGUAUGCGGGGAACCUGGCAUUAAACUGGGCAUGGACUCCAAUAUUUUUUGGAGCCCACAAAAUGGGAUGGGGGUUGGUGACUCUCCUGCUUACAACUGGUACAGCAACAGCUACCACUGCUUCCUGGUAUAACAUCAACAAAACAGCAGCUUAUUUGAUGGUUCCUUAUUUAGCUUGGCUAAGCUUGGCUUCUGCACUCAAUUAUCAGAUCUGGAAAGACAAUCACAGCAAGAAAAAACCUGAAUAAGCAGUUUUCAGCCCAAACCAUUUUUUUUCCCCAAUUAUUUUUUAUAUAAAGUUAUGGCCUUAUUUUAUUUUUAGCUGAACUACUUCUACCAUUACUUUGGUAACUACAAGUUGACAAAACAAAUACAACUUUAUUAGGCAAGCCACAAUGGAGUGUAUGUCUGACUGGGUUUUAUAGCAAACUAAAAGAAAGUCUUGAUUGAAAAGUAGUAAGUGCCAUAUUCUGGUGUUGUAUGUUGCAUAACAACACCAUUUUAACCAUUACCAGAAGAAAGUAGGAACUCAAACUUCCUUAUGUUCAGAGGAAGAAAUCCAGCCACACACUAACGCAGUUUCCAGAAAGGUGACAGGCAUGAUUGUGGCCUGAAUCUUUCAUAUAUUUACCACUAGGCACAGUGCUUUUGUGCUAUGAUGUGUCCCACUACAGUCACCAGAUAUUUGUCUUCUGGCCAUUGUUUUCCAGAAAUGUUUAAGACAAGCUCUUUUUAACAAUUUGUGCCUUCUGACUUUGAAGAACUGUACAUGCAUUCAGCUAAAUUCAUUAAACUACACAUAACCUUG
Parus major (Great Tit) is the source of this 1171-nucleotide messenger RNA. It is a transcript of the gene TSPO, whose product is annotated as translocator protein. The transcript has 4 exons. Gene Ontology annotation, molecular function: cholesterol binding. The record is from RefSeq and is a predicted model, not a curated record. Gene Ontology annotation, cellular component: endoplasmic reticulum; membrane. The coding region runs from base 108 to 611 and encodes 167 amino acids. NCBI's taxonomy places the organism in Eukaryota, Metazoa, Chordata, Aves, Passeriformes, Paridae.